Hypoxylon fragiforme is the source of this 4821-nucleotide messenger RNA. RefSeq names its product armadillo-type protein. Gene Ontology annotation, cellular component: nucleus; chromatin. Lineage: Eukaryota; Fungi; Ascomycota; Sordariomycetes; Xylariales; Hypoxylaceae. The coding region runs from base 181 to 4692 and encodes 1503 amino acids. Gene Ontology annotation, biological process: DNA repair; mitotic sister chromatid cohesion. The record is from RefSeq and is a predicted model, not a curated record. The transcript has 3 exons.
CGAUUUUAUCCUAUACCUCCACGACUUUAUUCGUCCGCCCCGCUCCCCAGGACGAGACGAGACGAGACGAGUCAAAGUCAUAGUCGCACGCAUCGAACCCUGCCGCGACUUACUGAAUCAAAUCUAGGAAAUAUACUACAAGAUCAUCCUCUCGGCUAAGAAGUCAACUGAAAUACCGCUAUGGCGCGUCGUAGGGACGAGGUCCCCGAGGAGGACGACCAGGAAAUGGAAGAGGAGCUUGUCAGUCUUCAAUUCAACGAGACUUUAUCAUGGCGCGCAGGAAAGCCAAUUGCGACUGGCGAGCUUCUGCGUCGUCUAGAGAAGCUUUCGAAGGAGUUGGUUGAUCUAGACCAAGAGACCAUUGACAAAGAGUCUCUUACCCACGUCGCGAAAGAGCUAGCUUCCCCUAAUCUCCUAUCCCACAGGGAAGCUGGAGUCAAAGCCUUUGUUGCUGCAUGUCUAGUAGACAUACUGAAGCUUUGCGCUCCAGAGGCUCCUUUUACUCCAAAACAGCUAAAGGAGAUAUUUUCCCUCUUUGUCAAGACCAUCCUGCCGGCGCUUUGGGACCCGAGUAAUGCAUACAACACGCAACACAAAUAUGUCCUCACAUCUCUUGCCGAAGUCAAGAGUAUUCUUUUAAUCAACGAUGUUACAAAUGCAGAGGAAUUACUACUCCACCUAUUCUCAUCAUUUUUCGAUGGCAUUUCAGGAUCCUCCAAAGCUGCAUCGGGAGAACAAGUCGCCAAAGAUGUCGAGUUUCACAUGACAGACAUAUUGGUUACCCUGGUUGAAGAGAGCCCUUCUCUCUCGCCAGCAGUGUUAGACGUUAUAAUGGCCCAAUUCCUGCGAGCGGCACCCCCAGGAGGUCACCGGGAAAAGUCAGACGCUGGCGGGAAGCAAACGACUCUUCUACCUAAAGAGGAGCCAGAAGCAUAUGUUAUGGCCAAGACGGUGUGUAACUCGUGUCCAGAAAAAAUGGCUCGUUAUGUGGGUCAAUACUUCAGUGAGGUGAUUAUGGACGUCUCUGGAAGCAGCGGACAUGGCAACGGCCACAAAGACGAUGCCGGUUCGGACGACGAGGAUGGUACCACUGGACCAUCGGAGGCAGACUUUAGGGAACUACGGAAAGCACACCAACUUCUGCGAGAGCUGUGGCGAGCAGCGCCUACGGUAUUGCCGAACGUUAUCCCCCAGGUUGACGCUGAACUUUCCGCCGACAACAUACAACUACGAUUGCUGGCGACUGAGACAUUGGGCGACAUGAUAUCUGGUAUUGGCGCCGCAGGACCACCUCCUUCUCCAGAACUUGACCCGGCCGCAUACCCGCCUCUAAAGUUGACGGAUGAGAUUCCAGACCACCCGGCCACUAGCAUUCUUACCACACCGAUAUCACCCCUAUCAUUCGCACAAACACACUCGCAAGCAUUCCACAAUUUCAUUAGCAGAAAGAACGACAAAUCGCCAUUGAUUCGGGCGGCGUGGACAACAGCGGUCGGCUAUAUUGUCUCAACUUCCGCUGGCAAUAUAGGUCUCAGUCGCGAAGAUGAAUCGGUAUUCGUCAAUGGUCUGCGAGACAAACUGAACGAUAACGAUGAGAAAGUGAGAUUAGCUGCCGUUAAGGCAAUCGAGACCUUCAACUUCCGUGACAUUGUCACGAAGCUAGCCUCAAUAGGGGGCGUAAGUAAGGAAGGCUCAGUCCUGUUUACUCUUGCAGAUCGCUGUCGAGAUAAACGUCCGUCUAUUCGUGUCGAGGCAAUGGCUCUCUUGGGGAAGUUAUGGGCCGUAGGCAGCGGUGAAAUAGUAGCUGGGCAAGAAUCAGUCAUCUCGGCCCUGUCAGGCAUCCCUUCUCGAAUUUUCAACACAUUCUACGCGAACGACUUGGAGCUCAAUGUGUUAUUAGAACGUGUUGUAUUUGAAUGCCUCAUCCCCCUUUCUUUCCCGCCGCCCCCUAAGACUAAGGGAUCCAAAUCAUCGAACGGCGGUUCCCAAUCCCAGGCUGCCGAUCCGACUUAUGACCAAGACAGGAUUCGUGCCGAAAGAAUCUUGUUGCUGGUCAAGGACUUGGAUAGCAAUGCCAGGAAAGCAUUUCACGCGUUACAAGCACGGCAGCCACAGUUCUCAAAGGUGCUGGAGAACCUAGUCCGCCAGUGCGAUGCUUUCAACGGAGGAAACCCAGAGGGCAAUGCGGAUAUGAUCAACAAGAAUCUGAAGAGGACAAUUCAGUAUCUGGCCCAGUUCCUUCCCGACGCAGUCAAAGUUGAGGCGGAUCUGCAUAACUUUGCCAAUUGGCAUGACCGCCGCUGCUACCAAUUGAUCAAAUUCGCUGUCUCCACGGAGAGUGACUUCAAGACCAUGCACAGGGCUGUAAAAGAGUUCGUGAAGAGGAUCCAGGGCUCACCCAAGCCUCAUAUGCUGGAAACCCUAUUGCCCUUGAUAUAUCGUUCCGCCUACAUUAUGCUUAACAGAAGCCACCUCUCCACCUACAUGGAUUGCUCUAAGAGCGAUAGGGACGGGCUCGGCGCUGCGGCCCAGGAGAUCACAAACGAGAUUUCCCAGCACAACCCGGAUCUUUUCAAGACACACGUUGGACAACUCUGCAAGGAUCUGGUAGACGGCGCGCCAAAUGCUGAUAAGACGAACGAGACAGCUAUGGUGGAGACCCUCAAAGCCUGUUCCUCGUAUUCGAAGAAGUAUCCUGACGAGCUUCCCAAUGACCGAAAGUUCACCCAAGCAUUGAUGAGCUACGCUUUGCAUGGAGAACCGGCUAAAGCUGCUAAAUACGCCGUAGGUAUUAUGAUGGCCAGGAAAGACGAUAAGAGUAUGGUAUCGGCAACGGACCUUCUACAAAGGAUUAUGAAGAACUGGGGAUACGACUCGCCCCAUUUUCUCACCAAGCUUGCGGCGGUUAGCCAGCUUGAACUUUUAGCACCCAAGGUGACAGCUGACGCUAACGAUCAAAUCAUCGACACAGUCCUUGAGGAAGUCCUACUCAAAGUUCGCGCAGAUGCUAAGGACUCAGAUCCUGAGUGGGUUGCCGAUGCCGAGCUUGACGAAGAAGGUCAAGUUAAGUGUUGGGCACUUAAAUUGUUAGUCAAUCGCCUUCGGGGUACCAAGGACCAAGAAGAGGCCAAGGAACUCGCGAAACCGGUCUUCAAACUCCUUCGAACUCUACUCAAGCAAUCCGGUGAAAUGUGUAAGGUCAAGGAUACCCCUAAACACCACAAGGCCCGUUUGCGACUCCUUGCUGGUCAGCUCUUCUUGAAACUAUGCACUCUGAAGCAUUUCGAGGAGAUAUUCUCCCAUACCGACUUCAACCAAUUGGCUUUCUUGACACAAGACCCAAGCGCCAUGGUUCGUCGUCUCUUUGUCGAGAAACUUCAGAAGUAUCUCGUUCAAAAUAAACUGCGACCUCGGUUUUACACGAUGAUAUUCUUGACGGCAUUCGAGCCAGACACUAGUUUCAAGAAUCAGAUCGAAACGUGGAUACGAUCUAGGGCUCGUUUCUUCCGAGAUGCCAAGCAAGGUGUUAUGGAGUCAACGAUGGGCAGGCUAAUCUCACUGUUGGCACAUCACCCAGAUUACAGCACAGAGGUGGACGACUUGAUAGAUCAUGCUAGAUAUCUGCUAUACUAUGUUAGCAAUAUUGCUACCGAAGCUAACUUCGGCAUGAUCUACAAGUAUGCUGAACGAGUGAAGCAAACGAGAGACGGCAUCACCCCAGCAGAGAGUGAAAGACUCUACGUAAUCAGCGAUCUCGCUCAGAGCAUCUUGAGAAAGUGGCAAGACAAGAAGAACUGGAUCUUUCAGGCAUAUUCUGGCAAGGUUGGUUUGCCUAUAGGUUUGUACACGGCACUUCCGAGUCACAAUCUGGCCCAAGAAAUUGCCGAGAAGCAAUACCUUCCAGAAGGCCUUGAUGAAAUGCUCGACGAUCUGAUGAGGUCGAUUGACAAGAAAAAGAAACGUAAGGGGGUAGAUGAACGCGCUGAAGGGCAGCCUGCGCAAAAAAGGACAAAGACAACGGUCCCUAAAGCCACCCCAAAAGCGAGAUCAGCACCAAAGGUUGCCAAAGGCCCUUCGAAGAAAGCUGCCGUAAAAUCCGCCAAGGCUGCUUCUAGAUCAAAGAAAGCUACUUCAUCGUCUCCCGCCGUAGAUUCCGCAGACCGUAGGCGUAGUGGCCGUUCUAGGAAAAGCUCCACGUAUAUUGAGCGAGACUCUUCGGAAGACGACGAGGACAUGCUGGAGGGGGUAGCAGCAUGGGAGUAUUAUGAUGAAAAGGGGAACCCCAUGCAGGAAGAUCAAGAUUCCUCGGAUUUGUCGGAUCUUGAAGAGGCCCCCGAAGCUGCAAAGGAAGGAGAGGCGGAAGAGGAGGAGGCGGAAGAGGGCGGCGAAGUAGAAGCACAAGAAAGUGAGCUCAGUGACGUUGAAGAUAGCCCGGAAGAGGAGGCCCCUCCGCCAUCCCCGCCGAAAGCAAAUGGACGAAGAGGUCGCGCAGCUGCUUCUCCUGUUGCAAAGACAAAGGCUCUGGCUUCGAGACCUGCGGUCAAGGCGAGCGCGGCCAAGGGCAAGUCAUCGCCCGCUGCCAGUAAGGCGAAAGCAAAACCAAUUCCGACGACGAGGGCCGUCAGCACCCGAGCUACGCGAUCUAGAAAAGCAGUAGCACAGGAUGAAGACGAUCAUGAGGACUCGGAAUAGGUUGCAGAAAGCAUAGGUCUGUCUAUAAGACAGUAAGGCCAUGGUUCACAUAACCAUGGCAAGAUCUUGACGGAUGAAUGCGAACGCGGAAAGAAGGUUAUAUCAGGAUACAGGAGAGAAGGGAUACUA